CGCCCCGUUCCCAGCGUGCCCCGCGCGGUGAAGAAGCGGCGGCUGCAGGCUGGGGGCAUUUUGUGUCCGCGGUAGCAGCGGUUGAGAGACAAGAUGGCGGCGGCGGCCGAGUGAGGAACCGGCGGCGGCCGCGACCCGGCGGAGUCAGCGGGCUUCGCGUUUCCCUUCCCCUUCCCCCUCUCCCUAUCCCUGCCCUCACAGCACCUCGGGGGCCGCCCCUCGUCUUUUCUGGAGGGCGCCGAGAGCCGAGCGCCGCCCGGCCGGGGAGCGGGACAGAGCCGCGCAGGGGGGCGCCCGCCGGAGGGGCCCGGCUGGAGCUGAGCAGCGGGGACCAGCCUGCCUUGUUCUGCCUCCCCCCCCCCCCCCCCUCUUUUCCCUCCCCUGCCCCUUUCCCCUCCUCUGGGGCGGCGGUAGAGCCCUCUUUCUCCCCCCGAGCCUCUCAGCUCCGGGAGGGCCCCUCAGCCGCCCCUCGCCAUGGCGAGUAGCAGCGGCUCCAAGGCCGAGUUCAUUGUCGGAGGCAAAUACAAGCUGGUGCGGAAGAUCGGCUCGGGCUCCUUCGGGGACAUCUAUUUGGCGAUCAACAUCACCAACGGGGAGGAAGUUGCUGUAAAGUUGGAGUCUCAGAAGGCUAGACAUCCCCAGCUGCUGUAUGAAAGCAAACUAUACAAGAUUCUGCAGGGAGGAGUUGGCAUCCCACAUAUACGGUGGUAUGGUCAAGAAAAGGACUACAAUGUUCUAGUUAUGGAUCUUCUUGGUCCCAGCCUGGAAGACCUAUUCAACUUCUGUUCUCGCAGGUUUACGAUGAAAACAGUACUUAUGUUAGCAGACCAGAUGAUCAGUAGAAUUGAAUAUGUGCACACAAAGAAUUUUAUACACAGAGACAUUAAACCAGAUAACUUCCUAAUGGGUAUUGGGCGUCACUGUAAUAAGUGUUUAGAAUCUCCAGUGGGGAAGAGGAAAAGAAGCAUGACUGUUAGUACUUCUCAGGACCCAUCUUUCUCAGGAUUAAACCAGUUAUUCCUUAUUGACUUUGGUUUGGCCAAAAAGUACCGGGACAACAGGACAAGGCAACACAUACCAUACAGAGAAGACAAAAAUCUCACUGGCACAGCUCGAUAUGCCAGUAUCAAUGCACAUCUUGGCAUUGAGCAGAGUCGUCGGGAUGACAUGGAGUCUCUAGGCUAUGUAUUGAUGUACUUUAACAGAACCAGUCUGCCUUGGCAAGGAUUAAAGGCUGCAACAAAGAAGCAAAAGUAUGAAAAGAUUAGUGAAAAGAAAAUGUCCACUCCUGUUGAGGUUUUGUGUAAGGGAUUCCCUGCAGAAUUUGCCAUGUAUCUGAACUACUGUCGUGGCCUGCGCUUUGAAGAGGCACCAGAUUACAUGUAUCUGAGGCAAUUAUUCCGUAUUCUUUUCAGGACCUUGAACCACCAAUAUGACUACACAUUCGACUGGACAAUGUUAAAGCAGAAAGCAGCACAGCAGGCAGCCUCUUCCAGUGGGCAGGGGCAGCAGGCCCAAACCCCCACAGGCAAGCAAACUGACAAAUCCAAGAGUAACAUGAAAGGUUUCUGAGCAUGGCGAGGAUGGGACAAAGCAGAGCAGAUCGGAGCAGGACUUGUCACUCCCCAAAUCCUAGAAAUUUUAGUUCAUACGUACACUUGCCAGUGGCUGUGGGCAACCAUUUACUUGGUGUAAAGAACUUAAUAUCAGUAUAAACUGGCUCUGGGCAGUGUCAGUGAUGCUGCACUUUGAGUUGUAGCAGCUGUAAUUGUGAAUAUUACUGAGAUAGUGAAACAUGGUGUCCAGUUUUCUAUUGCAUUUUUUUCAAGUGGAAAAGUUAACUAAUGGUUGACACACAAGUGGAGAAAAUUGUGCAUAUGCCAAUUUUUGUUACCUUUUUACUUUGAACUACACUGCUUAUGAGAUCUCAUUGUUUUGGAAGAAUGGCAUGAACAGUCUUCGGCAACAGUUGUGAUAAUUGUAAAUGCUCACAAUUGUGCACUCUUUUCUGGUUAUUCCUCCCUGGGUUUUGAAAGUUGUACACUUAAAACAUUCUUAAAGUUGUUGGCUUCUAUGUGCAACAUACCAAGCCAGCUGACAUGGUAGUAACCAAAGAUUCCAGUUUUUAAGCGUAUGAAAGACUCUGCCUGCUUACCUGUGCUAGAAAUAACAGCAUCUAAAGUGAAGACUUAAGAGAAACUUAGCGACUACUAGAUAAUCUUUAGGACUCUGCAUUAACUCUAUAAUGUUCUUGGUAUAAAAGGAAAAACAGCAUAUUUGUCACAAAAUUUAGUUAACAUCUUACAACUGAACCUGUAUGUAAGUUGCUUAGAUAAAUGUAAUCACUGUAAACAUCUAUAUGAUCUGGGAUUUUGUUUUUAUUUUGAAGCGGGAGCUUUUUGUUUACAAGUUCAUUAAAAACUAAAAACUGUUUCUGUAAGGAAAUGAGAUUUUUUUUUUUUAAUUUGCCUUGUUAAUUCAGUUUAAGAAAUCAACAUUACCCUGUUUUUAAACCAAGUUUCGAGGCCAUUUGUUAAGCAAAAGAAGUCAUAUUUCUUUCUAAAUCAUUUUAGAUUUAGUGUUGUAACUCUUCCUCAUUUUGUUUUUAAAUAAAUUUUGUAUUUUUCCCUUGAGGGGGAAGGGGCAGUCUUGCAUUUUUAUAACUUGUUGUUUGAGACCAGCCCUCUAUACUAAGAUUGGAUUUUUUUUAAAUGAAAUGGCAUCUUUUGCAGAUCUGGUAUUGGCAGCCUCCGAGCAUUGCCAUGUCAUGCAUCGGCUGGACUGACUUGUGAUUGCUAGUUUUGAGAAAAAUUUGAAUGGAGUAUUUGGAUGGUUUUAAACCAAGGCAUUUUCUUUCAAGUUCUUGUGAAGUGGAUAUGACCAGAUUUACUCUUGUUCUUGGGGACAGCCUCGCACCAUGCAGAGUUCACAUUGGUUACUGCCCCAGGCUGUCUUCCUUCUCACUCCUAUUCUAGCCCAGCUGAAAGAAAGAAAUACUUUUAUUGCUGGUAAUUCUUUAACAGUGUAAUUUAUUCCUUUAUAGCAUGUCAGAAUAAAUUAAAAAAAUGUCUGAAAAUGCUGCCAGAUGCCUAUUGUGUAAAUGUUGUUUGUAUGUUAGCUUUUUAGACAGUUUCCAUGCAUGUAGCAGAGUUCCUGCUCACAGUUCAUAUUUUUACUGUUUGAAAAGGUCUUUCAUUUUUAAAACCAUUUCUUCAAGAUCAUAAUACUUACACUGUGCACUCUCUGUCAUCACGGAGUGGUAAUCUGGAUCAAGGCCGCACUGUCCUGCGGUCACUAUGCAUACUCUCUUUACUAGAAGGAUCUGCCCUGAGAAGAUGUUAAACUUUAGCUGGAGAACAUUGUGUGCUAAUAAACAUUUGUAUAGAUAAUCUGGGAGUACAGGGAGGCAAAAAGUCUUCCGGGCUUCAGAGAUAUCUGUGCACAUUUGGAAACUUCUCUUCUGAGUCAGAGUGGUCUCUCUCUGUUACCUGGAAGGUGGAAGAAGAAAUGUAGCUCAUUCUUCUGGCUAGGGUGUUUUUCUAGACUUUGAGUAUUACCCCAUCCGAAUAAGGAUGCUUUACAAGCAAUGCUUCAUAUGAAAACUGGUAUGUUUCUAAGAACUGGUAUCUAGAAUACUAUGUUACGUCCUUAUAUAUGAUUUCUACUGUCUAGGCAAUGCAUCUGACAACAUGCAUUGGCAGAAGGGGAAGAAGCAUCAAUGGAAAUGUCUUCUUGGCAGCUGUUUUCAGAGUGGCUGCUUGGAAUUGUUUUGGCACAACUUUUCUUGCUUUGACAUGAGAUAUUCGAAAGUUGGAGGAAACGAUUUGGUUUCAGAAGAAAUUUUUUCCUCUGUCCAUUAAAUUUACUCAUGACUUUGAGGAGGGUUGUCAAAUUUUAGAAACAAAACUGCCCUUGAUAAGCACUGUAAGCAAGAACAGUUCAUAUGCUUGGAGUGUCAAAAUGCAUUGGUUUGUAGUUCUUAAAACUGCAAGCCUUGUCCUACGGAGGAGCAUGGAGUCCAGUUAGUCUUUCAGACAUGGUGUGUUAAUAGAGUUUACUUCUGCACAGAAGUGCGGGCUUAAACUGCCAGCUGUGUCAUGCUGCUUUGCAGAAAACCAGCCUGCACCAGACAUGCUGAACAAUGAACAAGAUGGCAACCUUCCUUAAAGAGAUGCUGUGAUACUGAACACUCAUUUGCUGUAUAAUCUAUUUGGUUUGUAACAGACUUAAAACUGAAAGCAUUAAAAACUAUGUGGAUCUUGA
This is a messenger RNA of Harpia harpyja (harpy eagle), 4263 nucleotides long. It is a transcript of the gene CSNK1A1, whose product is annotated as casein kinase 1 alpha 1. The coding region runs from base 475 to 1572 and encodes 365 amino acids. Gene Ontology annotation, biological process: signal transduction; peptidyl-serine phosphorylation; negative regulation of canonical Wnt signaling pathway. Gene Ontology annotation, molecular function: ATP binding; protein serine/threonine kinase activity. The transcript is spliced from 11 exons. Gene Ontology annotation, cellular component: nucleus; cytoplasm. NCBI's taxonomy places the organism in Eukaryota, Metazoa, Chordata, Aves, Accipitriformes, Accipitridae. The record is from RefSeq and is a predicted model, not a curated record.